GAUAAAAAUCGGCAGAACUGUUAGUGUUGAAAUGGACGUUCACAAGAGUCUUUUGGGUAAAUUUAAGUUGUCCGAAGUAAAAAUUGAUCCGAUUUUCGAUGAGAAAGGCAAGAGUCAUGAUGCACCGCCUGUGUUUAGUGCAAAAUUUUGGGCCGAUCCGAGUCUGAGCAAGAAAGAGCUAGUAAUUUAUGCAUACAAAGUAAAGAAUUGGAUUCAGUUGGCUGAAGCAUUGAAUUCAGAAUUUAGUGUGAAUGUAACGUCUCAUAUCAUUGAUGAAGUUAAACAAGUGUUCUGGGAAACAUUGCUAUCGAGACCGAUGGAAUUCGAAGUGGUACAGAUGAUUGAAAAUGAAUUAUAUUUCCCAAACAACGAAACGGAAUUCAUGCCAUUGGUCAGCAUUGCACUGGACCAGGAAUUUUUCUGCAAUUUCCAGCAAAUCAUUUCAAUCAACCGGACCACGUCACGCAAAUGUGAGGGCUGGGUAAUGAGUUGCAUCGAAUCACACAUUUUGAGCCAAUUAAAGAUCAAAAAUUUCGACCAAUUUACGAUCACCAGUGCGAAUAAUAAUGUUCAAAUUAACAUUCUCAAAUACAUCAUCUGCUACGACAAGUUGGAAGCGGAUCGGCAGAAAACCUUGAUCAACAAAUUUCUGGCAUUAGAACCGCUGCCAAUCUAUCGCGAUUUCUUCGAAAUUGUAUUGGGUAUCUUGAAUGACAAUGGCGAAGUGUUCAACGAAAAAUUUACCGAGUAUGUGGAACUGUUCCGAUUUGUCCAUCCGGACAAAGAAUUGGGAUCGAUAAUAACGGCCGACUCGAAUUUGAUUGUUGUAAAAGCUUUUGCAUCCGAACUACAAAACAUUCUGACAAACGUGAUAAAAAAUCCAAUAAUCGACAUCAACCGCCUGAUGAUACCACACUAUCGGUUCUUCAAAUCGUUUGAUGUUCCGUUCCCCGUUUUCGUUGCAUUGCUUGGAUAUAAUGAGUUACUACAGGCAACUAUUGAGUCCUCAAAAGACAUCAAAACAGUUUUCAGAGAUGCACAAGAUAAUGAAACGACUUUACUCACGUUUUGCAUCCGUGGUUUCAAAUACAAUAAACGACUAAGUGCACGAAGCGAUAUUUCCACUGACUUCGACGACUGCAUCGAUAUUUUGUUGAAGAGCUUUCCUGAUGACACAUUCAUCCGCGAUCACCACAAUCCGAUGGAUGAGGCAGUGAAAUACAACAACGACAAUGCUGCUAUCAAAUUAAUACAAAAAUUCGGAUUGACUCAUCGAUUUGUGCAAGUAAUCAAUACGAAGGUGUUAACGAAAUACCUGGACGGUCAUGUUCAUAACAGCAAAGUUGGCAUUUCAGUCAACUAUAGAUUUUUGAAAGACGAAACCAUCAAAAUUGUUAUGAGAAAAAACACUCUGAAAACGUCCAUUCAACAUCCGGUCAUUGCCAACUAUGUGGAGCUUAAGUACAGUCAAUUUUGGCCACUGCAUGUAACCGAUUUCCUUCUAUUUAUCAUAUUUUCCGUUAUAUCUCCGACUCUCUAUUUCUUUAUGCGAAACGAAACUCAAAACGCAAACUAUCUUCUGCACUCGUCGAUUCUGUAUUCGUUCCUUCGAUUCGGCCUACAAGUGGCCCUAUUUUACUACAGUCUUCUCAUUCCAAAUCUAUCCAAUUCUUUGCACCAAGAUCCGUCCGGCGAUUCAUUGCUACCGAAACCGUUGAGACGUAGUAGAAUUCUGGCUGGUUUAACCGAAGUUUUGAUUCUAUUCCUGUUGAUGGGAUUCCUAUUCAGCCAUUUAUUCACAAAUCGACCGGAAUAUCUUUUCUCCGGUUCGAUGUUACUAAUGACAAUUGAAAUGACCAAAAUGUUAUCUCGAAUAUCUCCAUCCAAUGUGUCCAAGUACAUUCUAAUGUUUAAGACUGUGGCCGCUACGCUUCUCAUUACGAUGGGAAUAUUCUUUUGGAUAAUCAUUGCAUUUACGCUCGCAUUCCAUGUGGUCAUUUAUGUGGGCAAAACGGAAGAGAUCUCAAAGCUAGAUAAUCUAUGGACGUCGUUCACAACAAUAAUGACCAUAUUUAUGGGUGGUCAUGAUGGGGAAGCGUUGAAGUUCAAGGGACUAUGGAAUUUGAUGCUGUUCACAAUGUUUGUAUUGAUUGCAAUUUCUGUGUACAAUUUGGCGAUCGAUUUGGCCAUGGAAAAGGCAAAACUACUUCGAGACAAUGGGGAUUUUGUCAGCUUGGAAAAACAGUUUAAUUUGAUACUCGAGUAUGGAACAAUUUUCAAAAUCGGUUCCGAGCCAAUAACCAAAAUCAUUUACAUCCGACGACCAGACGAGACGACGAUCAUAGAAGAACUGAUCUGGAGAAUCGACACCAGCAUUGUGAAAAGACUGAAGGGAUUCGAUCCGAAAAAUCGAUGGAAUUCUGAAACGGUUCAGAUAACACAGCUUCGUUACAGUGCACUCAGUGCGAUAGUCAAGUCAAAUGAGGAACAAUUGAUUCGAACUGAUAACAAUGUGAAAAUCGAAGAAAUUGAGAAGACUGUUCAUCAGAUUGAAGAUUUUUCGCUACGCAUGGAACACAAGUUGAAUGUGUUGCGGCAGGAAAGUGAUUCAAGGAGGGGUCAACUGAAACAAAUGAGAAAUGGACUAAGUAAACUCGAGACUAAAUUUGAUAUCGAAUGCAAGCAUAGGCACAAGCAACUGAAUCGAAUUUUAGCGGAAAUGGAACAGCUGAAUCGGCACAUGAACGAAAUUCGAUCGUUUCAAUUACAAUCGAAAGGAGAAUAAUUAUUGCAUUUUGAAGUGAAGAUUACUCCAUGAUAGUAGCUCGCCGAGCAGACUACAUCGAACGCCACCAAAAACAACCGAAUCUCAAAUCUUAUUUUCGUCUCGCUUGAUGCAGAUUGUAGUGGGGAUUGUGCCUACAAAUUAAUCGUUUUUGUCUUUGAUCAACAAUAAACUGAUAUCAUUUUUC
Bradysia coprophila is the source of this 2972-nucleotide messenger RNA. RefSeq lists its product as uncharacterized. Gene Ontology annotation, cellular component: transmembrane transporter complex. Gene Ontology annotation, molecular function: transmembrane transporter activity. Lineage: Eukaryota; Metazoa; Arthropoda; Insecta; Diptera; Sciaridae. The record is from RefSeq and is a predicted model, not a curated record. Gene Ontology annotation, biological process: monoatomic ion transmembrane transport.